UGACUCGCCUUUAAUUUUUCAAUGAAUUUUUGUCAACCUUUCUAUUGAACUUAAUUCAUUGAAAAUCGUCUUAAACGAUCGAAAUAUCGGUAAUGUUAGAUACACAUAAAGACUGUUGUUCGCUCAACGAACACUACGGGACUAUUCAAAUCGCAACGUUCACUUUUUUUAUUAUUUCGUCGAUUCACCGUUGACUCAUCCGUCGGUUAUUAUUGUGUCGAGAAUUCAUAGUCGCUGUUUCCCUUUUCAUUGUUACAAAGAUCCCACUUUCCCAGUAAUUCUCUGAACUACAAAACAUUAUUCGAUCAGUAAACUUGUUUAGAAUCUUGAUCGUGUACACACGAGUAACUACAUACAACUCCGAAGCUACUACUUUUUAUGAGAGGAGAACAACUUUGGUAUUCAUAACGGUUCAUUACUCAUGUUCGUGGCGUGGGGCACGGCCGUAAUGGAAUUACAGAGCUGGUUACUCUACCAUCUCGUAGCUGUAACCGACUGCAAUCAAGUUAAAUUUAUCUGAGUUCGACCAACGUUCACAGUCCACUGGCUUUUUUUUUAUUUAAUUUCCAAUCCCGUUAUCGUCAAGAGGAAACUGCGGUUUACCAAUGUUUGAUGUGAUGCAGUCGGCAGCUACAAUCGGUGGUGGUGGAACUUAUCCUGCCGGAGGCACCGGAAGUCGUGCUCGAGACUUGGGUCUUCGUGCUCAGAAGAAGCUAUUGGGACGAGUGGUCUCUACUGGUGCUGGAAGGUCCCUUUUAAUAGAUGACGCGACCACUUCACUCUUGGACAAUCUUUACAAGCUGAUGGAAAGGGCGACGAAGAAUAAUCCAUCUCUGGAUAAAAAACAACCGGAAAAAGUUCUUAAGAAUAUUGUUAAAUUAUCCAUCAAGGUUGGGCUGUUGCAACGUAAUCAACAACUCGGUCCAACGGAUGAUGCAAAACUUGUUGAGAUCAGGACAGCUCUGAGAGCAGUAGCGAUGGCUGUGGUCUCCUUCUACGAACUCGAAUUCAGUUUCGACAAAGCGUACUUAACUCGAUCCCUCGAGCGUUGUCGAUCAGCGAUACAAGGUCUGAUAAAGCCUCACUUGACGGACAAGUCUCAGGAUCGAUGUGAUCAGGUCUUCGAUUUUCUAAGAAAUCCUGAAUUUUUAGAUUCAGUGUUUAGGCAAGAUUCCGAACACAGACCAAUUCUUGGCAUGCUAGUCAGUGAUAUAAACAAAGCCUUAGAUGCUGGACAUCUUUGACUUUUUGUAGAUUGCAUUGUGCUCGAUCGAUAUUAAUGAAAUAUCAAGAGAAGACGACGAUCGAUUGGAUCGGUUUUCGUUCGAUCUUUGCAUAGAACCGUCAAAGAGGGUUCAUUAGAAAUUUUCUUACGUGUUCGCUCUACCCAUACACGUGCGUCGAUCUUUUUAACGACAUUUUCUUAGAAUUUACGCACGAACAUACGUACGCACGGUAGCCGAUUUUCUUUAACGCAACAACUAAAGGAAAAACGAUACACAUUUUCCGUAUACAUAUGUAAGAUAUAUAUAUCUACAUAUAAUAUACGUGAAUAUCACUAGCUACACGAUCGAUGAACGUAUCUAUUGAUUUAUGCAAUAAUCGUUCAAUACUCUGCUUAAUUUAAGAAUGUCGACAUAUAUUGUGUAAACAAAUUAUAUUUAUUCGUGCGCCUAAUUGCUAGGAAUUAUUAAUAAAUAAUUAACACCUGCUGCAGAAGUUCGAAUUUCGACGGUCUUGACGAAUGUUCAAAAGAGAUCCUUGGAAUUUAAUGGAGUCUCACACGUAAUGCACAUUUAAAAAAAAAACAAAACGAAAAAAAAAACAAAAAAAUAUAUUCACGCGAUAGACAUUUUAUAAAUGAUAAUCAUCACAUAUCUUAAUUUAACAAAAUACACAUUACUUAUGUGUACAUUUCAAAAAUAAUAUUAUAAUGUGUAUAUCUUAUCGAAAAAUUUCGAUAGCAAGGAUACGCAUUUUAUAUACAAUAUACACCUCCUCUCUUUACACGUUAUUUAUGACGAUUAUCUAUAUAGCGAAAUGUACCAAUGGUCAAUAAAUUAUUUAUAAAUGCGAAA
This is a messenger RNA of Vespula vulgaris, 2078 nucleotides long. It is a transcript of the gene sigmar, whose product is annotated as tumor necrosis factor alpha-induced protein 8-like protein. The transcript is spliced from 5 exons. NCBI's taxonomy places the organism in Eukaryota, Metazoa, Arthropoda, Insecta, Hymenoptera, Vespidae. The record is from RefSeq and is a predicted model, not a curated record. The coding region runs from base 606 to 1244 and encodes 212 amino acids. Gene Ontology annotation, cellular component: cytoplasm. Gene Ontology annotation, biological process: regulation of apoptotic process.